Alnus glutinosa is the source of this 884-nucleotide messenger RNA. Its product is annotated as CASP-like protein 1F2. The transcript has 3 exons. The record is from RefSeq and is a predicted model, not a curated record. Lineage: Eukaryota; Viridiplantae; Streptophyta; Magnoliopsida; Fagales; Betulaceae. The coding region runs from base 106 to 669 and encodes 187 amino acids.
UCUCAAAGUUGUGCACAGUUUUGAUUUCAUCCUCUUUCAUUGCCCUUGCUUUGAAGCUCUCUUUUAUUUGCAAAAAGAGGUAUUUUUUAUAUAGUGUCUUCUCAAAUGGAUAAAGAAAGAAGCUCAUUUAUGCUCGAAAUGAAAUCUUUAGGCCCGUCAAAACCAUCACAGAGAAGAUUUUUCAGUGCCCAAGUCACCCUCAGAGUAUUAGCCAUUGCACUCACAGUGCCUGCUAUUUCACUGAUGGUCAACAGCAGUCAAUCCGUCGUGAUGUUUGGCUUCACUUUCGAAGCCCGCUAUUCCUACUCUUCUGCUUUGAAGUUCUUGCUUGGCGCUGACAUCAUGGUGUGUGCCUUCUCUGCACUGUCACUGAUCUUUGUUUACCUUAUGAACUGCUCAAGGUCAUACCUCACAAAAUAUUUCUACCUAUUUUUACAUGAUAUGGUGAUGAUGGUUUUGAUGAUAUCUGGAUGUGCGGCGGCAACUGGGAUUGGUUACAUUGGUCGUUUUGGAGAAGAGAAGAUAGGUUGGGGAGCCGUGUGUGGACGUGUGGGCAAGUUUUGCAACAGAAUGUUGGUAUCUGUGGCUUUUUCUUACUCGGCUUUCUUAUCCUACUUGGCACUUACCAUCAUUUCUGCCAGCAAGCUCAUGUCUCAAGCUACCGAGUGAAAUCACCAGAAGAGAACAAAGACUCAAAAGACUAGGAAGCUGAGAAUGAUCUGGUUGAAAAGGCCAAGUCGGGGCUUUGGUAACAUAUGUAGGGAAGGUUCUUUGUUCUUUGUCUUUUUUAAAACAGAAAAUAAAGAUAAUGCAAAGGUUGUCUGCUUCUGCUCCUUUUGUCUCUGUUAACAGAAAUCAAUUUGAAGAAGUUAAGUUUGAUGUCU